AUGACCACUCUCAACACCACCGUCGCUCUCCGUAUUGGACCGCUCCUACUUGAUACCCUCUUCAAACAUUACUUGGAGCGAAAGACUGUCACCAAGGACUCGAAGGCACGCGAAGAGCUCUUGUACGAUGCAGCGUUCACCACUUUCAGGGCGUUUAUGGAGGCUGCAACCAAGCAUUCAGUCGAGGAACUCCAGCAGUUCUCUAACGUCCGCUUCCCUGCUCCUCCAUGGGUACAUCUCGUGCGCCUCCGUAUCCCCCUCUCGUCAUGCAACCAAGCCGCCCAGUAUCUUAUCACCGCCUUUGGGGGAGAGGAGAAGAUGCGCACCUUUGUUGGUGGGGUGAAAUGGUGGCAAGCACGCGGGCUGGAGGGGAUAGAUGCCCAGUGGGUGUGUAGUAAGAAAGACCUGGAGAGGGAAGAGAAAGCGCUCAGAGAGAGAAAGAGGGAGGCGACACUUGGUAUCAGAAGUCCAACGCUGGGGCCAAAUGGUGCGAGCGGGACUGGGGUCGGACAAAAAGACGCCGAGAAGACCGGGAGUGGAAGUGGGACCUUGCCAGGUGAGACGGGUGAGGAGGCGGUCUACUCCAGUGGGAUGGAUAGUAUGCGCUGUCUGCUUUAUCUGCAUGGUGGAGGAUACUAUUUUGGAUCGGUCGACCAGGAGAGAUAUACCAUGCAGCGUUAUGCACGGAAGAUGAAAGGUCGCUGCUUCGCGGUGGACUACCGGUUAGCGCCCCAAUAUCCCUUCCCCUGUGCAUUACAAGACUGCAUCGCUGCCUAUCUAUACCUCAUCCGUCCUCCACCUGGUGCAUCGCACGCCCCUAUCCCCCCAAAUCGUAUAAUCAUGGGUGGCGAUUCGGCCGGCGGAGGUCUAGUCCUUGGCCUCCUCCAAAUCUUGCGGGACACCGGCCUCCCCCUCCCAGGCGGGGCAGUGCUCAUCUCCCCCUGGUGCGACCUUACCCACUCCUUCCCCAGCGUCUUCCAGAAUACGGCGACGGACAUCGUACCCAGCUACGGGCUGAGCAUUCACAAGCCCAGCACGCUCUGGCCUCCUCCGCCAGAAGAUCUUUCGUCCAGCGUGCGGACCCGAAUCAGGGAGCGGAUACUCGAGAUCGUCCGUCCUCCCCGUUCUGCGAGCCCGGACCACACCCAUUUCACUCAAAAUGAGGAAGGCGUCGUCCCGCCACAUCGAACGCGCCGGCAUUCCCAUAGCUCGCAAAAGAGCGCACACUCCCAUAUUUCCCGCAAGUCACAGGAAACCCUCACGGUGAGGGGGGACACACGCCUGCCCCCGCACUAUCACGAAGACCCCGAAGCUGGGAGCGCGCUUCACCCACACGACCCGCUCCCUGCCCAUAUUCCUACUCCAGGACCAGAAGAACCGGCAGGCAAGCCCCUCUCCUCGUGGGACCCUACCCAGCCAGGCCCGAUCACCCUCACCGUCGAUGGCAGGGAAGCGACGAUCCGCAGCCAGGUGCAGCUGUAUUGUACGAACCAUCAGCUGACGCAUCCGCUUGUGUCGCCUUGUCUUGGGUAUUUGGGAGGGCUGUGCCCGUUGUUGGUUAUUGCGAGCGAUAAGGAAGUGCUGAGGGAUGAGAUCAUCUACAUCGCACACAAAGCCGCGCGACCUGAUCAAUACCCUCUCAAAGACCAGACACGCAAGCUGUAUCCCCACCUUGAGGGGAUCGAAAAACGCUACGGGCCCACGCCUGUACAUCUCCAGGUGUACGACGAGACGAGCCACGUCUUACCCCUCAUCUCGUUCUCCACGCCAGCGAAGUACUGCUAUCGUGCGAUCGCCGCUUUCUGCGUCCAUGUCACCCCCGGAGGAGUGCCAUCCCCCACGAGCCCCUUCCCAGAACCCAGCGAACUGAACAGCGCCACCUACCCACCACGGUCUGCAACGCUUGACGGCCUUCCGGAGAAGCAGAAGAAGCGCGCAGAUAUGCAUAUUGAUGUUGAUGGACUGCCCUGGAUCCUGCCUGAGUCGCCCCUCGCUAGCACCCCUGAGGAGGAAGAGGAAACAUGGCUCGCCGAGAGGAGCGGGGAGAAGGACAAAGAGGAGAAGGACGAUACAUGGCUGCUUGUCAACUCCCCUGAUGCGGAGACGAGGAAGGAGACAGAACUCCUGCUACAGUCACCUGAGACAGAGGCGGGGUCAUCCAGGGAUACUACUAUGGGCUUGCCGCAUCCUCUCAGCCCUUUGGAGAUGAAACCCGGCAAUUUGACCGAUAUCACCUCCGGUAAGGACAGUGAAGCGUCUGCUGAUCCACCGACCGAAGAUCGACCAGAAGCUGAUCUGUCGGAAGUUUCAAACUCUCAAUCGAUCCCAUCAGCAUCGACUGACCCUCCGGCAAUCGAAAUGCCUGCCCCUGACGAUCCGCUGCCUCCUGUACUCCCAGCCUCUACCAGUGCUCCUGAGCAUCGCAAGACCCAUUUCCCGAAGUUAAUGCUGCACGAUUCGUCCAAAGCUAGAGAAAGCGGGCGAGCCUUCACGUUCCCUGCCCAUUUGCUGCGUUCUAUGUCCUCUGCCCCCGACAAACAUAAGACACAGUCUGAUUUGAAGCAUGAAGACGGACAUACGGAUGGAAGAGCGCACCUGGUGAUGAAACAUGAGUCAAAACAAGCCAGCGAAGAUGUAGCCGGGCCGAGAUUCGGUGCGGUUCCUGAUGAUUCGCUGGGGAGGAAGGCCGGAGAUGCAUCAGUGUAUCAAAUGAAGGACCUUAUUGUCGACAACAUGAUCCGAGAACGUGUAUCUCGCACCGGUACCAUCCGCCCCCUGGAACCUCCUUCGGAACUUCCGGCGUGCGAAAUUGCUCUCGCUGAUAUCGGCGUCAUCAAAGAGAACGCAGCAAAGCGUUAUCUACACGGUCAAGCGUUAUGGGACAAGAAGUUUGCCUCUACCGUUCGCUCGGUAGAGAAGAACAGAAUCAAGCAUCUGAAACGAGCAGGAAAGGAUGCGGAUCGCCGAGCAUCUUUGUACGUUACGGGUAAGGUAAAUCAUCGGACGCUGAACGACGAAGACCCGACUUGGGGCUGGGGCUGGGCGGUCGAUGGAGAGGACCCUCCACCGAGUAGCAUCGUCGCACGCCGGGAUACGCAUGAGGCCAGACACCUGGCUCGUAUCGCUGAUAAGUCGUGGCAGGAAGACGCUGAAGACGAUAAGUGGGCUGGGAACAGACUCUGGACGCAACUCGCGGAUUGGCUCACUGGACCAGGCGACACGGACAACGAUAACCCGUUUGCAGAGGCCAACAGCAAUAAAGCACUGGACAGCUUGCGCAAGCGAGAGACCCUCCCGUCGAGCACCGGACAGGAACAACAACCCAAUGGUCAGCCCACAGUGAUUUUUCCCGACAAAACAGGUUCUGCUGCGCCUGGGCAUUCUGUACCUGAUGGUGUUUCCCCCAAGUCGCACACGCACAAGUCUACGCUCAAUCCGUUUUCGAAGUUUCAUGGUUCAGAUACUCAGCCCGCCAAUUCCCAGGAGCGAAAACCUACUCUCAAUAUAUUCCGUCAUCUCCAAAGAAAGGGACAAGCGGUCGAUGAUCAAGUUCCCAACUAA
Messenger RNA from Dacryopinax primogenitus, 3561 nucleotides. RefSeq names its product alpha/beta-hydrolase. Gene Ontology annotation, molecular function: hydrolase activity. The transcript has 7 exons. The record is from RefSeq and is a predicted model, not a curated record. Lineage: Eukaryota; Fungi; Basidiomycota; Dacrymycetes; Dacrymycetales; Dacrymycetaceae. The coding region runs from base 1 to 3561 and encodes 1186 amino acids.